This is a messenger RNA of Dipodomys spectabilis (banner-tailed kangaroo rat), 1795 nucleotides long. RefSeq names its product ankyrin repeat and SOCS box containing 11 (gene Asb11). Bases 384 to 1355 code for a protein of 323 amino acids. Gene Ontology annotation, biological process: intracellular signal transduction; positive regulation of protein catabolic process; protein ubiquitination. Gene Ontology annotation, molecular function: protein binding. The record is from RefSeq and is a predicted model, not a curated record. Lineage: Eukaryota; Metazoa; Chordata; Mammalia; Rodentia; Heteromyidae. The transcript is spliced from 7 exons.
GGAUGCCAAAGAACUUGCUUUGUUCCUAUGCGUUCAGAAAUAUGUUUCAUUUUCUUUUUCUAACCCUGCCUUUUAAAAUAUACCCAAAAUAGGGGUUUCAGAGGUUUUUUUAAAAAAAGGUUAAGAUGUGAACACGAUUUGUUGAUUAGUACUGAAAUAUAGUUUAGAACUACCGAGUGUUUCUAGCUAGAAGGAAAGGAUAACAUUGCAAUGGUUGUCAACACUUUCAGCUGCCAAAUCAGAGUUAGAUUAGAACCUACAAACUGAGUUCUUGGUAACAGGAGCACUGAGUGUUGCGAGGUUUAAAAUAGAUGUCAUAUGAUACCAAUUAUAACUCAGUGAAAUUUUGCAGUCCUAAGGAUCUAUACAGAGCAUAAGCCAAAAUGGAAGAUGGUCCUGUUUUCUAUGGCUUCAAAAACAUUUUUAUUACUAUGUUUGCUACUUUUUUUUUCUUCAAGCUUUUAAUUAAAGUUUUUUUGGCUCUCCUUACCCAUUUCUAUAUCGUCAAAGGAAAUAGAAAAGAAGCAGCUAGAAUAGCAGAAGAGAUCUAUGGUGGAAUUUCAGACUGCUGGGCUGAUCGCUCCCCACUUCAUGAAGCUGCGGCCCAGGGGCGCUUACUGGCUCUGAAGACUUUAAUUUCCCAGGGUGUCAAUGUGAACCUUCUGACACUUAACCAUGUCUCUUCCCUCCACGAGGCUUGCCUGGGAGGGCAUGUGGCCUGUGCGAGAGCCUUGCUGGAAAGUGGCGCACAGGUCAAUGGAGUGACAAUUCAUGGAGCUACACCACUCUUCAAUGCCUGCUGCAGUGGGAGUGCUGCCUGUGUUUCCAUGUUGCUGGAGCAUGGAGCCAGGGCCCAGCUUGACAUGCAUCUGUGCUCACCCAUCCAUGAGGCAGUGAAGAGAGGUCACAUAGAGUGCAUGGAGAUUCUGCUGGCAAAUAAUGUCAAUAUUGACCAAGAGUUGCCUCAUAUUGGGACUCCCCUGUAUGUGGCCUGUACCUACGAGAAGGAAGAUUGUCUGAAGAAGCUUCUGGAAUUAGGAGCCAAUCCUGAUCAGGGCCAAUGGCUGAACACCCCACUGCAUGCUGCAGCCAAGCAGUCCAACUUGGAGAUCAUCUACACACUGGUUGACUAUGGGGCUAACCUGAGGCUCAGAAAUGCACAGGGCAAAAUUCCACUUGAUCUGGCAGCUCCCAAAAGCAAUGUGGCACAGGCGCUUAUUCUCUGUGAAGGCCCACCUACUCUUUCUCAGCUCUGCCGCCUGCGCAUCCGGAAGUGCUUGGGACGAUCCUACCGUCAAACCAUCAACCAACUGCAUCUGCCUGAACCUCUGGAAAGAUUCCUCCUGUACCAGUAGGAGGAACUGUCUGCAGGAAGAUACUGGAAAUAAGUAGACUGUUUUCUGCACAUAGUAUAUUUAGUAUAGACAUUCAACAGCUAGACUCCCAAUAUCUUCUAAUGAGUUCAGCCAAUUAAGAGUAGCAAGCCAGCAAACUGAAACAUAUGGGAUAGGCAAACUGCUAAUUAGCUUAGUAUUCUCAUUAACCAAGGGAGCAGCCAGAAACCUUUUAAUUAUUAACUGUCUAAGUAACAAUUCUUCUUUUUUUAAAAAAAUUCUUCUUAACACUAUAAAGUAGUGAAUUAGGUUCCUCUAGUAUCUAAGAGACAACAUUUCUGAUUAUUAAGUCCAGUGCCUAAGAUUUUAAUGAAUAUGAAGUAUUCCAGAGUGUGUCAUUGAUUUACUUCUCUCCUAUUACAGCUCUUUGUUUUUAUUCCUAGAAUAAAUCUCUGCUAUGA